This is a messenger RNA of Girardinichthys multiradiatus, 1170 nucleotides long. RefSeq names its product SLX9 ribosome biogenesis factor (gene slx9). Bases 310 to 1044 code for a protein of 244 amino acids. Gene Ontology annotation, cellular component: nucleolus; 90S preribosome; preribosome, small subunit precursor. The record is from RefSeq and is a predicted model, not a curated record. Gene Ontology annotation, biological process: maturation of SSU-rRNA from tricistronic rRNA transcript (SSU-rRNA, 5.8S rRNA, LSU-rRNA). NCBI's taxonomy places the organism in Eukaryota, Metazoa, Chordata, Actinopteri, Cyprinodontiformes, Goodeidae. The transcript is spliced from 6 exons.
GCGGCGUUUGUUGCGGUUUCAAUAUUUUUGUCGUUCAACCUCGUGCUGUUAAAAUGAGACACAAAAUGAAGCAACAUGUGGUUCGUACCUGAAGAGGUUUCUGCAUACAGAUAAACGAGAUGUUACUGCCAGUCCGAAGAAUAAACAUUUACGAAAUUUUAAAUGUAAACUGGAGCUUCCGGUAGUUCAGACUGCCUGACCCCACGUGGUCUGCAGCACAGCUGUUGACCAGAAACAGAAACAGCUCCAAGCGGUCAGGUUGAUAUAACACACCGACUGAAGAAGAGGUUCGGUGCUGCAGAUACUAGCAUGGUUGGAAAGAUAAAACAUGUCCGCCAGAAGCUCCACCAGGAGGCGGUGAAGCUCCACGGACCCCGCAGCCUCCCUCAGGCCAGCGGGAAUGAGCUGUCCCACAGUCCGCUACAGCUCCACAGCACACCGUCGGCGCCACCCGUGGACAAAGAGCAGACCCACUCCAAACAUGCAGGACAGACUGAUUGUCAGAGCUCCUUUCCUUCUGGGAUAUUUGCUGCCACCAAGAUCUCUGCUGAGUCUCUGGUCCAAACACUCAGCUUUGAGGAACUCCCUCAUGUCCAGCCUACCAACACAGGGCCUGUGGAGAAAAGACUCAAGUCAAAGAAAGAGAAGAUGAAGGAACGAAGAGAAAGGUGGCUCAGCAAGAUCAGCUCCAUCAGACAGGCCAAGGAGCAGCAGGCGGCGGAGGCCCGGCGCCAGGCCACCCCUGUGGUGGGAGACCUGAAGCCGCUGGUGGACGCCCUGCCGGAGCUCUGCCAGCUCGUCGGACAGCCUACAGCUCUGGGAUCCCGCCGUAAGAUGAGGAAGAAUAAAACGCCAAUGAAGAGGCCUGAACCGACGGACUUCAGUCAAAUGAAGCAGUCCCAGAAGCGUAAACUGCUGGAAACCGAGACCAGCCGUUUCAGCGACGCAGUCCGGACACUUUCCAGCAAACAGAACCCACUAGCUGAUAUCGGUGAGCAGCUGAAGAAGAGGAUGAAGCAUGAGGAAGAGCAGGGUCCCAGUUAGUAGCAGGUGGACACUCGGACUAGAACUAGAACAGCGGUGUUUAAGGAAACCCAGGACCACCUGAUGACUGUAACCUGCAGCCUUCCAAUGUGACUUUUUAAUAAAUGAGCUUCCAGUUAUCGCCCA